Arabidopsis arenosa is the source of this 1147-nucleotide messenger RNA. NCBI's taxonomy places the organism in Eukaryota, Viridiplantae, Streptophyta, Magnoliopsida, Brassicales, Brassicaceae. The record is from the annotation of a GenBank genome assembly.
GUCUUUCUCCGAGACUCGUCGUAGAGCUUCUGAGAUUCGCAGAUUCGAUGUCGUUCGAGGAAGAAGAAGAGGAGGAGACAUUCGAGCAUACACUUCUCGUGGUGCGUGAGGUCUCCGUUUACAAGAUCCCGCCGCGAACCACAUCCGGUGGAUACAAGUGCGGCGAAUGGCUUCAAUCCGAUAAGAUCUGGUCUGGUAGACUCCGCGUCGUAUCGUGCAAGGAUCGAUGCGAGAUCCGUCUCGAGGAUUCGAAUUCCGGCGAUCUUUUCGCGGCUUGUUUCGUGGAUCCUGGACGGAGGGAGAACUCUGUAGAGCCGUCUCUCGAUUCGUCUAGGUAUUUCGUUCUCAGGAUCGAUGACGGGAGAGGGAAGUAUGCGUUUAUCGGGCUAGGAUUCGCUGAGAGGAACGAAGCGUUUGAUUUCAAUGUCGCGUUAUCGGAUCAUGAAAAAUACGUGAGGAGGGAGAAAGAGAAGGAGACAGGUGAAACGAGUGAGAGCGAUAAUCAUAUUGAUAUCCAUCCCGCCGUUAAUCACAGAUUGAAGGAAGGUGAAACCAUAAGAAUCAACGUGAAGCCGAAACCAACGACAAAUGGCACUGGGAUGCUCUCAGCUGCUCUUUCAGGAACGGGGAAGCCAAAACCUCUAGCACUUGCCCCACCUCCCAAAGCUGCUGGAAUAACCAGGUCUCCUUUACCGCCUCCUCCAAAUGAUCCUGUCGCUUCAAGGAUUGCAUCUGAUGGCUGCAAGGAAUCAAUUGAUAACACAAGACGCAGGAAUGAGCCUCUAUCUGAUCUAUCUCAGCUUAAGAAGAAUCUUCCUUCAACGGCGGGAUCAGGAUCGACCAAGUCAACAGGAGCUGCAUCAGGAUGGGCAGCUUUCUGAUGAAUGGAGUGUAAGAUUUAAGUUCUUGGACAAGUCCGGCUUCAUCUUCUUGUGACUUGAGAGCACGAGACAAUAGACAACAAUGGUGGUCAGCCAACAGUCUUUUUGAUGUAUGUUAAUGGUAAGUUGAUGUGUGUUUCUUUGUAAUCCCACCUCCCUGUUUUAUUUUUUUGUUUCUUCCUUAUAAUCAUCUUUGUUACAUUACCGAUUGUCACUAAUCAUUAUCAUAUGGAUCACUGAGAUAUUAAUAUAUUAAAAAGGGAUUU